Messenger RNA from Mesocestoides corti, 870 nucleotides. NCBI's taxonomy places the organism in Eukaryota, Metazoa, Platyhelminthes, Cestoda, Cyclophyllidea, Mesocestoididae. The record is from the annotation of a GenBank genome assembly.
AUGCGGUCGGAAGGUGAGUUGUCAUCAUCUACUUCUGCCGGAUAUGCUCAACAAUCUCUUGUUGAAUGCCAAAUUCUUCCCAUAAAGGAAAGAAAUAUCUCGCCCCAACGCAAGAUAAAGAGACGGACAUACCUGAAUCAGUUUUCGCAAUCUCCCCGGCUAUUCGAUUCACGUUUUAGUGUUAGUAUUCCCGAACCUUACUUCUACAACGACGGUGCCUUUGCACUUCUUCAUGAAAUGGAUUCGGCCAUCCCAUUUGGUCUUACUGUUGGCACAAUACAUGAGUUAAGCACGUUGUGCAAAGCUUGCACUGACAUCAUGGAUGUACUUCUCAACAAAGUCUUUAUUCUCGAUGUUGAUCUCGAUGCAUUUUCUACCGUUGAUCCGUUUCGCGAAUAUUACAAUCCCGAGCAGUUUGCUCUCAUUGAUAAACUGUUCACUCCGCCUCGAGCUCCACAACUGCAAGUACCCAAUCAGGAAGAAGACGAACCCCCCAAUCUGCAAGUCAUCUUCGCCAGCGCCAGUCUCGCCGCCAAGGUUGCCUCUGAUGCUCGCCGCCAACAGCUGGAACAUCUUAAGGCAAUGAUGAGGACCCUCGGGUCUGGAGUGAGUCUUUCCGACGAUGUGAUCGCCAAUGAUCCCAAUGAGGUCUGCGCUCUGUGCGCCUUGCUGCUGUCGCUCGAGAAUACGGACAAUGAGACGUACUUUACGACGCCUGUGCGAGCUGCAAUUGAGUCUACGUUUAAUGCUGCGGUGUGUUUUGCUGAAAAGUCCAACUCUCCUCCUUGUAACGUCGUGAAGAAUGGUGAGUUCGUUUCGCUGUGUGAUUUGUCGUUUGAUAGUCUAAGUCAGUCUCCCAUUGAUGUUUAG